GGAAAAGAAUUGCAAGUAUAAUACCAAGAAGAAUGAAGAGCUUCCCUCCACAUCCAUAUCCGAACCAAAUUCCCUCCUUCUCUACCCUUUUGUAGUCUUCUCUUUCUCUCUCUCUUCCCGCUUUUUCCAAUCAUUCUUCACUUCUCCCAUCAACCAGAUCUCUCUCACACAAUCCCUCCUUCUUCCCGCCCAAUUCAAUUGCUCUUCGCAGAUUCGAUCACUCUGUAAAACCCCCAAAUAGACCUCCAAAAAAGGGCUUAAUCGAUCGCUCUUCUCAAUUCUACUCCAAUUGUAUCUAGAAUCAGUUGCGGUUGGUUUUGAUUUGCUUCGAAUUAGUCAACGAUUGCGCCAGAUCAUGCAACACCAGCAAAAUCAUAAUCAUUCCUUCUUAAAACGUCAGCUUCCUUUUACAUCAAUGAAGCCGCCGCCCUUCGGUGACUAUCAUCGAUUCUCUUCAACUACUGCUGCGCAUCACGAAUCGGAAGGCAUAGUCGUCAAAACUCCUCCAUUAAAGAGGAAGGGGGAUGCAACUAAUGAGCAGAGCCAGAGCCCCACUCCUGGAAACACUUUACCUACUACCACUUCUCUACAAACCCCUGUUUCUGGGAAAGCAUCAAAACCACAAAAAAUUCCUAGAAUUGGAAAGUGCAAUCGGGCAGGAUCCAAUGCUGAUUCUCCAUCAGGAAAUAAUCUUACCCCCGUUGGCCCCUGUCGAUAUGAUAGCUCUUUAGGUCUUUUAACUAAGAAGUUCAUCAACCUUAUCAAGCAUGCAGAAGAUGGUAUUCUUGAUCUAAAUAAAGCAGCAGAAACACUAGAGGUACAAAAGAGGCGAAUCUACGAUAUAACAAAUGUGCUAGAAGGAAUUGGUCUCAUAGAGAAAAAGCUAAAGAACAGGAUUCAAUGGAAGGGAUUUGAUGCAUCGAAAGGGGAGGUUGAUGAGAGUAUUGCUAGUUUACAGGCAGAAGUUGAAAAUCUUUCAGUAGAGGAGCUUAGAUUAGAUGAGGAAACAAGAGAAAUGCAAGACAGGUUAAGGGAUCUGAGUGAAGACGAAAGUAAUCAAAAGUGGCUUUUCGUCACUGAAGACGACAUUAAGAGCCUGCCCUGCUUCCAGGAAGAAACCUUGAUUGCAAUCAAGGCCCCGCAUGGGACUACUCUAGAAGUUCCAGAUCCUGAUGAGGGUGUUGACCAUCUUCAAAGGAGAUAUAGAAUAGUUCUGAGGAGUACAAUGGGUCCCAUAGAUGUUUACCUUGUCAGCCAAUUUGAGGAGAAGGUUGAGGAAAUGAAUGGUGGCAUCCCUUCAAGUUUGGGGAUGGUUGAGAAUCCGACUAAAGAAACAACGAUGGAUGAGAGGCAAGGAACUGGUGCUGGUGCUCACACAUCAGAGGACUUUGUUAAUGGCGGGAUUAUGAAGAUAGUUCCAGAUAUUGAUAGCGACGCAGACUACUGGCUUUUAUCAGAAGCCGAUGUCAGCAUCACAGACAUAUGGACGACUGAAUCGAGUGUUGAAUGGAGUGAUUUGGACAUGCUUCAUAAUGACUACACCAUGCCCAUGCCAUUGCCAGGUGUCACUGUCACCACCCCACCAACUUCAGAUGCAAACCCUCCUACUCCUACUCCUACUCCUACAGGGACAGAUUGUCUGGGUUGAACAACACAAAAAGGUAACAACACUUGUCAAGCUGCCUUCAAUCACCUCCACUAGAGGGAGGGAGGGAACAGAUAUCUCCAAAAUAUACAACACUUACACAACAUGGUGUUGAGAUUUGAGAUUCGAGAAACAAAACAAAAUGUAUUCAUAACAAUAGGUGCUGUUCUGUGCUGUCUGUAAAUAGGGACAAUGUCACUAAAUAGUAACCAACUUUCAUAUUUGUUCCACGUAAGUAAGUACCUCACUAAUUUUCCUUUUUUGAAGAUAUUUAACCACCCAACUAACUUUCUGUUUUGUUCCAGUAUUGUGAAUCACAAUCUUUGUAUCUUUUGGUUUAGAUCCUGAUUGAAACAUGUUGGUGAUAUAACUGAAACUUGAUACCUUCAAAUGAAACUGUUUCAAUAAAACACACCACAGCUGUGCCAGGUCAACAAAACAAAGCACUAUAAACAAAAAACAAAAUUUGUCAACAAUGGAACGAAAUUGAAAGUCGAGUGGUUAAACCUUUUCAAAGAAAAAGUUUGGGGGUGCUUAGGUGGAACAUGUAUGAAACUUGGUAGCUGUUUAGUGACAAAGCACCUUGUAAAUAUUUGAGUUUCUCAGCAUGUAUCAAGUAGGCUUUGUAAGAUAUCAAACAGAACAAGGAGGGGGUUUACAAUACAUGCGUAUUUUAGUAACUCUGAAUCCAUUUGAUUUGCACCAUUAAGCCUAGUUAAAUGCAAGAAAUAACAAUAUACUUCUGUUGAUUCGUAUA
Messenger RNA from Lactuca saligna, 2402 nucleotides. NCBI's taxonomy places the organism in Eukaryota, Viridiplantae, Streptophyta, Magnoliopsida, Asterales, Asteraceae. The record is from the annotation of a GenBank genome assembly.